This is a messenger RNA of Ipomoea triloba (trilobed morning glory), 2947 nucleotides long. RefSeq lists its product as uncharacterized. Lineage: Eukaryota; Viridiplantae; Streptophyta; Magnoliopsida; Solanales; Convolvulaceae. Gene Ontology annotation, biological process: positive regulation of growth. The coding region runs from base 618 to 2561 and encodes 647 amino acids. The record is from RefSeq and is a predicted model, not a curated record. The transcript has 13 exons.
UAGUGUAUAGCAUGUCGUAUGUGUUGUAGCUGGCUGGGCUUGGAAGGAAGCUCUCCUUUCUCGGUGCUUUGACCAGAAGAGAUAGAGAGAGAAACGGCGGGGCGUCACUGCGUCAGCCGCCUAGUCGGUUCGGUUUGGUAUUUCAGGCCACGUAGAGAGAGAGAGAGAGAGAGAGAGAGAGCUAUUCCUCUCACCGGACACCGCUCUCCAACCCCCAACUCCCAACGCGAACCAGCAUUUGGCCGCGAUCAGCAAAACCUCAAUCUGUACAUUCAUCAUCUAUAUAAUCCGCAUAGCAAUCUCCUCUUAGAUCCAGCUCUUCGUCUUCUUUUUCUCCUUCUCUCUAUCUUGUUUGACUUUAAUUGACUUGGCUACAUCUGCUUAGAGUAGGGAAAGUUUGGUCAAGAACGUAGUCAAGCUCUGGACACAGACUUGAGACUGGUUUACUUGAAAUCCAGUUGUUGCGCUGAAUUGGUCUUAUCAUUGACUUCCACAAAGAGGGUCUGUUUUGUACUUUGAAGCAGGCAGCUCAUUUGGGAUAUGUACAUAUUUUGGUUCUUUUUGAUUUUUUGAUGGAAAGCUUGAGAUUAAAUUAGGUUAAGCUUAAUUACAGCAAGAUGGGUGGGCUUUGCUCAAGAAGGGCGACCGCCGAGGGUGCUUCUGCUGGUGGUCUUUCACAUGUCAAUGGCCACCUUAAUUUUGGUGCUGGGAUGGUUUAUCAGUCACGAGGAUUGCCCACACAAGUGAAUGCCAAUCCUACACAAUCUCGUGCUGUGGAAAGCUUGGAUAAGCAUCCAAAUGAUUCACCUUUUUCUUUCCCAGAGAUUGAUGCUAUUUCCCGUGGGGCCGAAAUGGAUGACAUCAAUGAUGGGAUUCCUCGUUUAUCUAGAACCCUCUCGCAGAAAUCUAGAUCCACGAGAUCCAAACAAGUGGCCAUGGCAAAGGUUUCAGAAGUGAGUUCACUUUUGGGGAGAGCUGGCGGGAAGGCUUAUGAUGUGUUGGACACACUAGGUAGCAGCAUGACAAACUUAAACCUGAGUGGCGGUUUUGCAUCCAGCAUGGCUACUAAAGGAAAUAAAAUAUCAAUUUUGGCUUUUGAAGUUGCGAACACUAUUGUCAAGGGUGCAAAACUUAUGAACUCCCUUUCAAGUGAGAACAUUAAAAACUUGAAGGAGGUUGUGCUACCCUCAGAAGGGGUGCAACGUUUAAUAUCGAAGGAUAUGGAUGAACUCUUGAGAAUUGCUGCAGCAGACAAGAGAGAUGAAUUGAAAAUAUUUUCUGGAGAGGUGAUUCGCUUUGGAAAUCGUUGCAAAGAUCCUCAGUGGCACAACUUGGACCGUUAUUUUGAGAAGUUGGAAUCAGAACUCACACCCAACGAACAACUGAAAGUAGAAGCAGAAGGGGUGAUGCAGCAGUUAAUGACAAUGGUUCAAUAUACUGCCGAACUAUAUCAUGAAUUGCAUGCCUUGGACAGAUUUGAGCAGGAUUAUCGGCGUAAAGCUCAAGAAGAUGAUAAUUCAAGUGCUGCCCAGAGAGGAGAUGGCCUUGCAAUCUUAAGGGCUGAGUUGAAAAGUCAGAAGAAACAUGUAAAAAGUUUGAAAAAGAAGUCUCUUUGGUCAAAAAUAUUGGAAGAGGUGAUGGAGAAAUUGGUGGAUAUUGUUCAUUUCCUGCAUUUGGAGAUUCAUGCUACCUCUGGAAGUGCUGAUGGGGGUAAACCAAUAAAAAACCACCACCUAAGGUUGGGAUCUGCAGGUCUUGCAUUGCAUUAUGCAAAUGUUAUCACUCAGAUUGAUACACUUGUUACUCGAUCGGGUUCAGUGCCACCUAAUACAAGAGAUGCUCUUUACCAAGGUCUGCCACCAAACAUAAAGUCUGCUUUGCGAUUCAAGUUACAGUCAUUCCAACUUAAAGAGGAGUUGACAGUCUCUCAAAUAAAAUCUGAAAUGGAGAAAACAUUGGAAUGGCUUGUACCUAUGGCAACCAAUACAACCAAGGCACAUCACGGCUUUGGAUGGGUUGGAGAAUGGGCAAAUACAGGGCCUGAGAUGAAUCGGAAAUCUGCUGGGCAGACUGAUCUACUUCGAAUUGAGACACUUUAUCAUGCAGAUAAGGAGAAGACUGAAACCUAUAUUCUUGAACUUGUGGUGUGGUUACAUCAUCUUGUUAGUCAGUCAAGAUCUUCCCCUAAUGGCAGCGUUAGAUCUCCCGUAAAAUCUCCAAUCCGGUCCCCUAAUCAGAAGACGAUUCAGUUGUCAACCCAGAAGCCAAACUCUCCAUCUCCCACAUUGACAGUCGAAGACCAAGAGAUGCUUCGCGACGUAAGCAAGAGGAAGCUAACGCCAGGAAUCAGUAAAAGUCAGGAAUUUGAUACAGCAAGAACCAGAUUGAGCAAGCACCACCGCCUGACCAAGAGCAGCAGCCAUUCACCUAGUACAAGCGAGAUCAAGAAAGACCCUUUCCCCAUCAGGCGACCGUCUUCUGUUCCUGUUAUAAACUUUGACAAAGACCGAACCAAAGCGUUGGACAUCAUUGACAGAGUGGACACAAUUCACAGCAUUUAAUUGAACGACAGACGGGGCAGCUUCACUAGCUUCAACAGGCAGGCUUUCGUAAAUCGUAAGAAACAUCAUUUGUUCUGUCAUCUGUGCCAUCAGAUGCCAGAUCUACAUGAAGUGGAAAUUCUGCCUUGAAGAUUCGUGAUCCUUGUCACCGGGUUUUUGGUGACUGUGAUGAGUUAAAACAAUGUUUCUGCUGUUAUAUUCCUAUUCCGUUAUUUUUUUUCUUCUUUCUUUGUUGGGAGAAAAGGGCGUUGUUAGGUCUUGUUGGGUGAAGAAAUAUUACUUUAUUUACAUGUAUAGAAUUUUCCCUUUUUUGUAAGCUAGAAGUUAAUUUAACUAUUACUGUUUUUUUGGUCCUCUGUUCAUUAAUCAAUAAUUAUAUUAUACAA